AUGCCAACUGAGUCUCUCUUGGCAUACAUGGAUGAACCGGAUGGAAUAGCCAGUGAUGAUGCUGCACAGGAGACUGACGAUGCCUCAGUGACAAUGAAAGGAACAAACACCAUUUCGUACAAAACCUUGCAAGAAAAGUUUCUCAUGCAAGCUGAGGGAUGCAUGACUCUGGACUGCAUGUUUUGUGAUGAGACUUUUAAACAACCUGAAGAACUUGCUAAGCAUGUUUUAACUCAGCACAGGCCCACUCUUUGUGAACCAGCUGUCCUGCGAGUUGAAGCAGAGUAUCUUAGUCCUCUAGACAAAUGUCAAAUAAGAGCAAACGUUUUACCAAACAAAGAAAAGGACAGUGAAAAACUUAGUUGUGAAGUUUGUGGACAGACAUUUCACGAAGUUUUUGAUGUUGAGACACACAUGAAAAAGCAUAAAGAUUCUUUUAUGUAUUGGUGUAAUGUAUGCGGAAGAAGAUUUAAAGAGCCAUGGUUCCUUAAAAAUCACAUGAGAACACAUAACGGAAAGCCUGGCUCUAAAAACAAGCACCAACAAGGUUCUGAAACCCCCAUAACGAUAAAUGGAGUCGUGCAGGAGCAUGCAAGUGAAAACCUAACGUCACCUUAUAAAAUGUGUAUGGUUUGUGGUUUCCUAUUUCUCAACAAAGACACUCUAAUUGAGCACAGUAAAGUGCACACCAAAGAAUUAGUACCCUAUACUGAAAGCCUCCAAGCGACUGGUAAACCUGAUACAAAAGAUAAGUCUCAAAAAGGGGAUUUUUUCCAAUCAUUUAACUUACGACCAAACGUUCCAGAAAAUGACGAACAACAAAACCCUGUGAAAUGGAUACCUCAGCUAGAUCCUUUUACCACAUACCAAGCGUGGCAGCUGGCCACCAAAGGUAAAAUCGCAGUUGCGCGUGGCCAUGUGAAAGAAUUGAGACGUGAAGCACAUGUGGACUGUGAUGAUUCAUGUUCUGAUAAAGAAGAACUCGGUGAAAUUAGGAAGGGAAAGAAGGGUAGCCAUAUUCCAACUACGGGGAAGUCAAGGGUAAAUAAAAACGGCGGUCAUACAGGGAAUGGCAACGUAUCGCAAGAGAAAUUGAAACAUCCCGCUGGUGAAGUGCCUUCAAUGGAGACGGAUUCGAAAUUGGCCCAGAAUAAGGACAAGCCUACCCACUGUUCUGCAUGUGGAAAAGCCUUCAGAACAUACCACCAGCUAGUCCUUCAUUCCAGAGUCCAUAAGAGAGACAGGCGGGCUGAUGGUGAUGUUUCCAGGAUGUGCUGUGAUGAUAUAAUUGUAAAUCUGGAUGAAAACGGAGCAAGCGAACGGAUGGAAGUAGGCUCUGAGGAUGGAUCUGAAGACGGGCUUCCAGAAACACUUAAUUUAGAAAAAAAUGGAGACGUUUUGGAAAAAGCUAAAGUUAAAAACCUCGGCGCCUCCAGGGAGUGCAGCUAUUGUGGAAAGUAUUUUCGCUCAAAUUAUUACCUCAAUAUUCAUCUCAGAACUCAUACAGGUGAAAAACCAUACAAAUGUGAAUUCUGUGAGUAUGCAGCUGCACAGAAAACUUCACUGAGGUAUCAUCUAGAGAGACAUCAUAAGGACAAGCAAGCUGAUAGUACAGCAGACAUGAAAGCUGACAGCAAAGUUUCAUCACAGAGCCAGGAGGUAUUGCUUGCUGCUGCUGGUGGCCAAGAAACCAAAAAUUUAAAGAGGCCUUUUGAUGGUGCCAAAGAUGCUGAGGCCGCCCCACCUGCCAAGCUUCAGAAGGAAGUUCUGGUCUUGAACAAUGCGGUGGGCAACACGCCUCUCUUAAGAAUCAAAAUUAAUUCUAGGGAAUUGAACAAAGGUUCCAUUUGUAACAAUUUAAAUAGAAGACAUGAGAAUGUGUCCACUCCUUACCAGGAAAACCUAAAGGCUGACAAGGAAUCAAAGGAACCUCAGCACAGUGUUCUUUGUAUAAGGGAGAGGAAGGCCUCGGUGACAUCAGAGGAAGACGAUGUCCAAUAUGUUUGCGCUAUAAAGCAUGGAAAAAAUGUGAAUGAUGUGCAAGGGAGCACUGAAAAGCAUAAACCUGAAGCGGACUCUCAGGAAAAGCCUUUGGAUUUAUCUGUUGGAUCUUCACGAGACCGUUCAGUGGUUUCAAGAAAAGACCUACCAGUACCUAGCACCUGCCUGUUUUGUACUUACAGAACACUUUACCCAGAAGUCCUUAUGAUGCACCAGAGGCUCGUGCACAAAUACAAUCCUGACACCAUUAACAAAAAUGGCUGUAGAAGCAAGGCUCCAGCUAAAGCCAGGCGGACUGGAUGCCCUCCAGCUCUGAACGGGAAAGAUGUGCUUCCUCUGACUUUCAAUUCUAAUAAGAAUAAGGCUUUUCCAUCUAUACAGCAAAAAGUACUGCAAACAGGGAAACCUAAACAGUGUCACCCCCCACAGAACAAAGUCCCACUCUUCACAGUGAUUGACUCCAGCAGCACUGUCCCAAGUAACCUCAAGUCUCAUAAUCAGCAAAGUAAUAUGGGAGCUCAGGCAAGUAACUAUAGACAACCUCAGCAAGAAAUGCACUCUGCUUCCAGUAUCUCCUCAGUGUUGGACAGAGCAAAAAGAUCUGAAUCAAAAGUAAAGGCUCUGAGUGUGUCAGCAGUGUCUCAACCUGGUCUAGUCAGCAGCAGCACGAAUGGGGCGCUCAACUCCCAUCCAAGUGAAUCUACGUGGGCUUCUCCUCAGGGAAGAGAUCCGAGAUGUAUGAGCAACGUCAAUCCAGAUUACGGCGAAACACCUUCUAAACGCAUGAAACCCAGUCCGUUAACUGUCGAACACGUUGACUCUCCAGUGGCUAAUUACAAAAGAUACGAAACAAGCAGAUUUCACGUUGCAAACAGAUACACAAAUCUGCUACCUCAGGAAUGUUCUCUCACCAAACCUGCUUCCUCGGCUUUGCCAACCAGACAAGGGCUUCUGAAUUCCAAUGAUGUCGAUCCUCAUGCAUUGACUGUUCUCAAACCUUACGAGCCAUAUAGCUCUGCAUCACUUCACAGUUCUCGUGGAUCUGCCAAUGACCAAGUAGCCAGCUCUGCAGUAGAAGGAAGUAGAACCGUGCCCUACCAACACCUGCGUAGCGGCGCGCUACAGAAGCGAACCUACGAAAGUUUGGAAAGUUUCAUCAGGAGCGCGGGCUUGCCGCCCGGCGACCAGAAGAAUUAA
Molecule: messenger RNA, 3198 nt
Organism: Eurypyga helias (sunbittern)
Lineage: Eukaryota; Metazoa; Chordata; Aves; Eurypygiformes; Eurypygidae
Gene: ZNF217
Product: zinc finger protein 217
Exons: 4
Coding region: 1-3198 (1065 amino acids)
Biological process (GO): regulation of DNA-templated transcription
Cellular component (GO): nucleus
Molecular function (GO): RNA polymerase II cis-regulatory region sequence-specific DNA binding; DNA-binding transcription factor activity, RNA polymerase II-specific
Source: RefSeq, a predicted model, not a curated record